Molecule: messenger RNA, 1683 nt
Organism: Hibiscus syriacus
Lineage: Eukaryota; Viridiplantae; Streptophyta; Magnoliopsida; Malvales; Malvaceae
Product: probable bifunctional methylthioribulose-1-phosphate dehydratase/enolase-phosphatase E1
Exons: 12
Coding region: 71-1594 (507 amino acids)
Molecular function (GO): magnesium ion binding; acireductone synthase activity
Source: RefSeq, a predicted model, not a curated record
CUUUUUCCUUUUGUAGGCUCAAGCAAUAUAUAGAGGGAGAGCCUUUGUUUUUUGUUUUUGUUUUUUUGAAAUGGCUGUACCAACAGCUGCUGCAGUAAACGGGGGCAUGUUGAAGAUGGGAAGUGUUUCGCAAGCUUAUAUAGAAAGCAAAGCAGUGAAGGAGACGAGGUCUUUGAUAUCUGAGCUUUGCCGCCAGUUCUAUAACCUUGGAUGGGUCUCAGGAACCGGUGGCGGUAUCACCAUGAAAGUCCAUGAUACUUGUAUUCCCAAGCCUCAGCAACUCAUCCUCAUGUCCCCUUCUGGUGUUCAAAAGGAGAGAAUGGAACCAGAUGAUAUGUACAUAUUAUCAGGAGAGGGAUCUAUCAUAUCUUCACCGUCUCCGAAGCCAAACCCUCAUAAGCCUCCCAAGUGCUCUGACUGUGCUCCUCUUUUCAUGAAGGCAUAUCAUAUGCGUGAUGCUGGCUCUGUUAUCCACAGUCAUGGAAUUGAAUCUUGUCUUGUAACAAUGAUAAAUCCGCUUUUGAAAGAGUUUCGUAUCACUCAUAUUGAGAACACACUCUACGAAAACGAGCUCACAGAUUCUCUUGUCAAAGCUAUUGAAGCAUAUCCCAAGACAACUGUUGUGCUUGUUCGCAAUCAUGGCAUAUAUAUAUGGGGAGACUCAUGGAUCAGUGCUAAAACUCAGGCUGAAUGUCACCAUUAUCUCUUUGAUGCUGCUAUUAAACUCCAUCAACUAGGCUUAGACUGGUCUACUCCAGAUCAUGGCCCCAUUCAGAAUGUUAAAGGAUUUUCAAGCGUCAAUAGCAGGAUAAAUGUGACUAAAGCCGGGACGGUGGAUUCAAGUUAUAAAAUUGAGCCAUAUCCACGCUGCAUUGUGCUUGACAUCGAAGGAACUACAACUCCUAUUUCAUUUGUAAUGGAUGUUCUCUUUCCCUAUGCCCGAGACAAUGUCGGGAGGCAUUUGUCUGCAACAUAUGAUAGUGCUGAAACCCAAGAUGAUAUUAAGUUGUUACGUUCUCAAGUUGAGGAUGACUUGAAGCAAGGUGUUACUGGUGCUGUACCUAUCCCCUCGGAAGAGGUGGGAAAAGAGGCGGUGAUUGCAUCUUUAGUUGGUAAUGUCGAAGCAAUGAUAAAAGCUGAUCGAAAAAUUUCUGCCUUGAAGCAAUUGCAAGGUCAUAUAUGGCGUACUGGAUUUGAGAACAACGAGCUGGAAGGAGUUGUUUUUGAUGAUGUACCAGAAGCUCUUGAAAAAUGGCACGCUUUGGGUAUAAAGGUAUACAUAUAUUCCAGUGGUAGCAGGUUGGCUCAGAGGCUUAUAUUUGGAAAUACUAACUACGGUGAUUUGAGGAAGUAUUUGUCCGGAUUUUUUGACACUGCGGUAGGAAACAAAAGAGAAACACAAAGUUAUGUCGAAAUCACCGAGUCAUUGGGAGUCGAUAAACCAUCCGAUAUAUUAUUUCUGACCGAUGUGUAUCAAGAAGCCACGGCUGCAAAAGCUGCAGGUUUGGAGGUCAUAAUCUCCAUCCGGCCAGGAAAUGGUCCUCUUCCGGAGAACCACGGAUUCAACACUGUCAACUCUUUCCUGGAGAUCUGAUAGAAGCUCCGUACUUCUGUAAUGAAAUCGACACUGACAUUUCAUGCAGAUAAUAAAUCCCUUUCGGAUGCAAUAUAUCUUUGAUUUUG